Tripterygium wilfordii is the source of this 1000-nucleotide messenger RNA. Its product is annotated as actin-depolymerizing factor. Gene Ontology annotation, biological process: actin filament depolymerization. The record is from RefSeq and is a predicted model, not a curated record. Bases 168 to 608 code for a protein of 146 amino acids. The transcript is spliced from 3 exons. Gene Ontology annotation, cellular component: actin cytoskeleton; cytoplasm. Gene Ontology annotation, molecular function: actin filament binding. Lineage: Eukaryota; Viridiplantae; Streptophyta; Magnoliopsida; Celastrales; Celastraceae.
UAGCACUAAUUCUGCAUUAUCUGUCCCUCGCUCAAUUUUCCUUCUCUCCUUUAUUUUGUAGCUGAAGGUCUUUCAUUGAACACAUCAGGUACAGUUUUGGCUACUUUGUUUUCGAACACCCUCUGCUCUUCAACUCUCAGUAGCCUGCAUUUCCAGAGGAGUUGGUUAUGUCUUUUCGAGGAUUUGGCCGGCCCAAUGCUUCAUCGGGCAUGGGUGUUGCUGAUCACAGCAAAAAUGCAUUUACAGAACUGCAGAGGAAGAAGGUCUAUCGCUACGUGAUCUUUAAGAUUGAUGAGAAGAAGAGAGAGGUUGUGGUUGAGAAGACUGGCGGCCCUGCUGAAAGCUAUGAGGAUUUUGCUGCUGCUUUACCCGAGAAUGAUUGCCGAUACGCUGUUUAUGACUUCGAUUUUGUGACCUCUGAAAAUUGUCAAAAGAGCAAGAUAUUCUUCAUUGCCUGGUCUCCUACAAGCUCUAGGAUCCGUGCCAAGAUGCUCUAUGCCACAUCUAAAGACAGGUUUAGGAGGGAGCUGGAUGGUAUCCACUAUGAGAUUCAGGCUACUGACCCUACAGAGAUGGAUCUUGAUGUGAUCAAAGACCGUGCAAACUGAAUGUCUGCAACAUAGUGGUGGCCUGGAAAUUGAUAUCUGCUAUACCUUGAAACUUAAUCAGUACUUGUUGUUUCAUCAAGCAAUGUGCAGAAUCACUUUCUGUUACAUACCAGUAUUGCAUAAUCCUUGAAUAACUAGCACUUGAAAAGGCAGAUAAGAAUCGGUGGGCUAGCAUUAUAUUGUUGCUCUGAUUCCAGUUUCUUCUAGCAUUUGCUGCCUCGAAGGUUAAGUAUGUUGUCUGAUAAUGCAUAAUUACUGUUAAGACUCUAUUCCAUAUUACUGGUUCUGGAUCUGGUUCUGGUUCUGUUUCUGAGUAUAUGUAUCUCAGCCGUUUGUUUUAUAACUUCUUUUAAUGGGAUUGACAAAUCAUAAUAUUACAAAGUUUCUGCCUA